Molecule: messenger RNA, 1512 nt
Organism: Diaporthe citri
Lineage: Eukaryota; Fungi; Ascomycota; Sordariomycetes; Diaporthales; Diaporthaceae
Exons: 1
Coding region: 1-1512 (503 amino acids)
Source: RefSeq, a predicted model, not a curated record
AUGUCCAUCUCGAACCAACCUUCAACCCAAGGUCUUGGCCUCCGUGGCCGUAACAUCAACGGCUGCUCGAUCAACAUUGAUCAUCUCGACUCCCAUCACUGCAAUCAUCAAGAGAACUCAAACGACGCCCUCCCACUUCCCGCCACCCUCAGCAUCUUCUUCAACCCAGACAGAAACCUUGCGUUUUUCCGGCUGCGUGCUCAAAUCAGCCUCGAAGUCGGCGCAGAGACACGUACAGUGCCCUUCUUCCUCCACAUCCCGCCCGACAAGAUCGACAACCUCAGCCUACACCAACAUGCCAGAACCGCCGACACUACUGGCACCACUGGCUGUCCCAACACAAUCCAUCCCUCUAUGAAGACAUGCCUCCGUUUCCGCCUUGCUACAACAGGCUCCAUCAGUAUCGUUGCGCCCCAAAGCCUGCCGGCCGGCAACCUACGCGCCGCGAAUCCCGCUGCUUGUAACACCCUUGAUGCCCUGCGCUUGCUCGCUCAACAAGCCGCCAUUUGUAUAUCCCUGCCGCCCGCCGCAGCCACAGUAUCCGACCCAACACAGCUUACCGCCCUCUGCGAGGCCGUGUCGACAAGUGGUCGGCUGCAUCCGGACCCCGUCCAGGCCAACCUGCGCUCACUGUACCGUGGGGAGGGCGGCCGGGUUGUCGAAGUCGACGAGUUGGUCCCCUUUUCGAACAACGACCGCCCACCUUUGUCGUUAUUUGCUGGCCUCCCACCGGCUUACCCGGACGUUGCCGCCGACGCGCCUCCUCAUCCCUCUCCUGGGUCUGGACCAAAGCGGCGGCAGCACAAAAGACCGCGCACGCGGUCGCCCUCGCCCACAGUUAGCAGCAGGAGCGAGGCCAGGAGCAGGAGCAGGAGCAGAAGUAGGAGCGGGAGCCGGAGCUCGAGCAGUUCGCCCAGGUACAAUAAAUGGCAACAUCUAAAUCUUGCGGUUGGCGAGCGGGAGAAAAUCAUGGCCGAGCUUUUGCGGCGCACAGAGAAAAAAGAAAAGGCUAUAGAGGAACUUCUGCGGCGCGCAGAUAAGAAAGAGGAGCGACUCGGUGCAAUGCUGUGCGACAUAGACGAGAAGCGCAUGCGGGUAACUGACGAGACGCGCAAGCUGACGGCUCUAAUCGCGUCCUCGGAGGACUGCCGCCGUCACCAGCAGCAGGAACAGCAGCUCGAGAAGGCUGACUCUGCUGAGCGCGCCGCGUCGCAAGUAUCCACUGCCUCGCCUGCGCCCCCCGGGCCGCCGGCAUCAGAAGGCCACGACUCGACGGCCUCCGUGUCUACCGAUGUCUCAGACCGUGUGCAGGCGUACAUCGCCACGCAGCUUGAUGGCCUGCGUGAUGAGAUGCGUACGCUGCAGCAGUCGACGGCCAACGACAUGGAUGAGCUUAUGGACCGGAGGCUGGAAGACUAUGUGGAAGAGGAAGACAUGUUUGAUGCGAUCCGAGGGGCAGUGGAUGAGGCGGUCGCGGGUAUCCGAGAUAGGAUAUUGGAUGCUUGGAUAUAG